This is a messenger RNA of Hypanus sabinus (Atlantic stingray), 5525 nucleotides long. It is a transcript of the gene e4f1, whose product is annotated as E4F transcription factor 1. Gene Ontology annotation, biological process: regulation of transcription by RNA polymerase II. Gene Ontology annotation, cellular component: nucleus. Lineage: Eukaryota; Metazoa; Chordata; Chondrichthyes; Myliobatiformes; Dasyatidae. Gene Ontology annotation, molecular function: DNA-binding transcription factor activity; RNA polymerase II cis-regulatory region sequence-specific DNA binding. The record is from RefSeq and is a predicted model, not a curated record. The transcript has 14 exons. The coding region runs from base 117 to 2486 and encodes 789 amino acids.
CUGUGGUCAUCAAUGCAUAAUUGUGGAAGCAAAUGACUCCAAGGAAAGUUAGUACUUCAACUUGGAAAAAUUCCUGAGCUGCCUCUCAGAGGGAGACAAGAUGAUCUUUAAUAACUAUGAUGGAAAUCUACUCACAAAGAGAAAAUCCGCAGAUGCUCAAAAUCCAAGCAACGCACGUGAAAUGCUGGAGGAACUCAGCAGGCCAGGCAGCAUUUAUGGAAAAGCGUACAGCCAACAUUUUGGGCCAACACCCUUCAGCAGGACUGGAAAAAAAGAUGAAAGAACAUGAUGUUCAUAAAUGCGGCCGAUGUCAGGCAGAAUUUUGCAGCUUGGAGGGGUUCAUUACUCACAAAUUGCAGAAAGCAUGCCAGCGGAACCAGGCCGCAUCCACAGGUUGUCCUAAGCAUCUCCAUCUCAACCAAGCAGCCUUUGAGGAGUCUGUGCCCUUGGACUCGGCAAUCACUCUCACACAGUUGGUUGUGGCUUCCCUUGCACAAACUGAAGCAAACAGCAAAUCACAUUCAGAUGCUGGGGCCAACAAGGCAUGUCAGAUCUCAGAGGAACAAUUUUGUGAAUACUCUCAACUGCAACAGACAGAACAGCUUACCAGUGAAGUAACUGAUGGUCAGAACUGCCAGAAGAACUUGGAAGAGAGUGGGGCUGAAAAGAAGAGAUAUGAAAUGGUUCUGACUGAUGAAGGACGCUUCAUGUGUCAAGUCUGUGAAAAGACCUUUAAAACGGCUGUCAUCUUAAAGGCACACAUGGUUACCCAUAGUGACAAGAAGCCUUUCAAAUGCAAGAUAUGUGGAAUGGCUUUCAGAACCAAGGGAUCUUUAGUUAGACACAAUCGACGCCACACAGAUGAACGCCCAUAUAAGUGCCGGAUGUGUGGGAUGAGUUUUCGGGAAUCUGGAGCUCUCACUCGCCACCUGAAGGCUAUCACUCCUUGUACAGAGAAAGUAAAGUUCCAACAGAUGAAAUUAAUUUCAACAACCAACCAAGAUGGAUCAGUGAAUAAACUUGAAACUCAGGAAGGAAAUAAGCAAAUUGAAGAGUUGGUUUCUGCAGCAGCGCCAGAGUCUCCGGAAGCAACAGCAGUGAUCAGUGUGCUUACGAAUUCUGAAGGAAGCAUCGAGGAAGUGCAAGUUCAUAAUGUGAGCCAAGCUCUGGAUUCUGAAGCUGCACAAAAACCACAGUCACCUGCUUCCAAGGAGCAGGCUCCAGAGGAGACUUCCAAUGAGAAUCUGAUCUGUCAGGCCAUGAGGAAUUCUGGGAUUGUCAUAGAAACUAUUACCAUUGGAGAUUCCCAGAAAUCCACAGGAACACCUCCAUUGACUGCUGAUGGUGACACAGAAGAGGAUUUCGUGGAAGACUGUGUUGUGAUGGAGGAAGAUGAUACGGCAGACUUUAAAAGUGAUAGCAAUUGCAAACAGUUCAAGUGCCCUCACUGCAGUCGAGUGUUCCGCGGAUCUAGCUAUUUGCGCCUGCACAUUAAAGCCCAUUUAGGCUACAAGCCCCACAGGUGUGAGCUGUGUGAGAAGGAAUUUAUGACGGCGUACAUUCUGAAAAAACACCUGGAAUCACAUUACAACGAGAGGCGCUUCAAGUGCGGGGAGUGUGGCAAGCUUUAUAAGAGCAUUGCCCAUGUGAAGGAGCAUAUGAGGGCACAUUCAGAUGACCGGCCGUACCCAUGUCCAAUAUGUGGAAAAAAAUACAAGACCAAGAAUGCACAGCAAGUUCACCUGAGGACACACUCUGAGAACAAGCCAUUUGCAUGUGACUAUUGUACCCGGGCAUUCCGAGAAAAGGGCUCCCUCAUCCGACAUGUGCGCCUGCACACUGGAGAGAAGCCAUUCACGUGCUGUAGAUGUGGGCGCGGUUUUGCAGAGCAUGGUACUCUCAAUCGACACCUACGAGCCAAAGGUGGUUGUCACAUUGGAUGUAAAGCACUGGAUCAGGUAGAGGUAUCACCUGGUGGCCAGUCUGCUGAUAGCGUUACCACAGCAAUCAUCAGUGAUGAUCCUCAUGCAGUACUGGUGGAGUUUUCCUCAAUGGUGGCCAACACACAAGAAUAUAUUAUUAAGACUCCAGCUGAAGAGACAGAAGACAGUCAGGCAGACUCCCUAAGCCAAGGCUCGAAGGUUGACAGCCAGAUCAUGAAAGUUGUACAACAAAUUGUAAACCAGACUAGCGCCAGCCAUCAGAUUAUUGUCCAGAAUGUUUCCAUGGAAGAAAACACUGAGCAAGGCACAGAUACAAUUACCAUCGCAACACCUGACAGUCUCACUGAGCAGGUUGCAAUGACAUUGGCCUCCAGCAUAGGUGAAGGAGCGGUUCUGGCAACAGAAGGCAGCCUGGAGACAAGGCAGGACACUGUUACUGUGGUGACAGCUGAUGAUAUCGAGAUGCUGGAACAUGCAGAUGAAUAUGUGAUAACUACUCAAGAUGGAGAGGUGGAAAUACAGACAGUGGUGGUGGGUGAAUAAUGGGACUCCUGCUGAGCCUCACUUUACCCUACUCAGGGAAAAGAAAUACUGUAAUUCAGAGGGUAAAUGCAAAAACCCAUAAACAAGAACUUGAUGCCACAGAGGAGCCAAGUGCUUAAGCUGCAGAGUGUUAUUUGUUUUGCAGCACGUGAGUAGUUCACAGUAGAUUGUACUAAGAUAACCAGUCUCUUAAGGCUUUGACCAUGCAGAGUCCAGAGGAGUUGCUUGUGUGUCCUGAUGCUGAAUGUUGGUUUUUAAGGGAGGUCAUGGAAAAUUAGAAUAUGCUUGGCCAAUGAUUUGGAUUCAUGAUGGGUAAUACAAUGGGCUCCUGGUGUUUAAUUUUAGAUCCAGGUUUUGUUUUUUUCCUGCCUCAUUCCCUCCAUUUCUGUCAAUAACUUCCACGUGCCAAGUUGAAUCCUACUGCUCUAUUAGAGUUCUGGAUGCUCUGUGAAACACACUGAUCUGAGCUCAAUACAUUGUUUUCUUCUCCAUUUAACACGGCUACUCUGUAAUUGUCAGUCUGGAUCAGGAGUAUCGCAACUUAAUGUGAAACUGACAUUAAUAAUUUGCAACAGAAAAUCAUUUCUAGUGUGAGUUACAUCCCAGAUCCCAGCUUGUCUGUUCACAUAAAGUGGAUGAAACUGAAGAUGGAAGAAAAGAAUUCCAAUUGUAAUAAGUUCCUACUUAAUACGAUUACAGUCUUUUAUUAAAGUAUUGUUAACUUGCUCAUUUAAAGACAACGCAUGUAAUGUCUGUAUCUAGUAGUUCUUUACAGGCAGUGAUACUGGACACUUGCACCAGUUUUCUUGGUGGAGAAAUGGGGGAGGGUGGAAUGCUGCAUGUGUUUUUAUAUUGUGGAUUACUCUUUAAUUCAUAGAUGACCUCAGCCAGUGACCAAUGUAAGGACCCUGCAGGUGACGUCUGUAAUGUCUGGUAUCAUCUCUUAAAAAGACAACAUUUCUUUUCAGUUUUUGCCAAGGGAUAUGAAGCAUAGCAAAGACACUCAUGGACUCACAGGGGGGGGGGGGGGAGUUGUGUGCUCAAUUCUUGUUUAAAAUUUUGCAACCCCAUGUUGAGUACACAGUACUCUGGUGCUGUGGUCUUUGUACAUGAUGCACAUGCAGUAACUGUAUCACACAAUAAGCUUAUUGGCACUUUUCCAGGUUGUAAACCACUGACAUGUAAUAAGAAUCCAGCUGUCUGUCUUGACUAUAUAAAUAAAAAUAACAGCUGUUUAAAACUAUUACAAAAAAUAUAAACAAGGCAUCUUUCCAUCUAUGUUAUCAAGCCAAAUAAUGAAUUAAUGAACAGUAUUUAGAAUAUUGUGAAGGACUACAGGAAGGAUGUGGAAGCCAUAGAAAGGCUGCAGAGGAGAUUUACAAGGAUAUUGCCUGGAUUGGGGAGCAUGCCUUAUGAAAACAGGUUGAGUGAACUUGGCCUUUUCUCCUUGGAGCAACGGAGGAUGAAAGGUGACCUGUUAGAGGUGUAUAAGAUGAGAGGCAUUGAUCGUGUGGUUAGUCAGAGGCUUUUUCCUAGGGCUGAAACAGUUGCCACAAGAGGACAGAGGUUUAAGGUGCUAGGGAGUAGGUACAGAGAUGUCAGGGUUAAGUUUUUUGGAGGUGGAUAGGAUAUGGUCUUUUAAGAGAUAGGUACAUGGAACUUAGAAAAAUAGAGGGCAAGAGACAUGUUUGGCACAACUUUGUGGGCCAAAGGGCCUGUAUUGUGCUGUAGGUUUUCUAUGUUUUAUUUCUAAUGUGCUUUAAGAAGGAUGGGUAUGCACGUGGAUAAGCAGCUUUAGAAUGACAACGAUCAGAUUGCAACAAAAACAAAUGGCAUGUGACAUAACUAUAAGGUAUGUCUGUCAUCAGGGCUUAUAUGUCAAGCUCCACAAAGCAUAAUCAUAUCAACAUUAUGUAAAUUGCUUAUACAGUGAAUUCUGGUUAAUUGAGAUAUUUUUCCAAUUAAGCAGCUGCCCCAAUUAGCAUGCCGAAGUUUCAUGGAAAUAGUUUAAAAAGGAUUAAAAAAAGACAAACUAUCAUUUAACUGAGUAACUGUAUUCAAAGAAAUACAGAACAAAUUAGAAUACUACUACAGUACUAUAAAACUGUACAAAUAGUAAUAGUUAUAAACAGAAGAAUUCACCCAGUGUACACUGCCAUGUUCUUUCGACUGUAAAUGAACAAAAUCAGUGCAGAAAUUUAGGAUAAUUUUUUCAGCUCUUGUCAAAAAUCUUUUUGUGGCAUCUUGGCAAAGGUCUAAAAUUUUUAAAGUCAAAAUUAAAAAUAAAAUUAUCAAAAAUCAUUGCUUUUUGAAUUGCUGUCCAUUGGCCCAAAUGGGUAACCUAACACAAUUUAAAGACUGUUCUCUAAGCUCGGUGCGUUAAUGGCCAUACAAGUGCAUGCAAAUGACGCUAGUUAAAACUGUACGGCAACAGCCUCCUGUCCCAAUUAAGCUGUAGUGUGUUCCAAAUAAAUAAAGGAAUCCCAGCUAUUUUCUGGAUUAGUUUUUGAAAAGAGUUGUCCCAAAUAAGUGGCUACCCUGAUUAACCGAUGGCCCAAUUAACCGGAAUCUACUGUAUUUAAUUAUUAUCAACAGCCCUUUAGCUUCAGUGCAGUGUAGUAAUAGUGCAUCUGCUCUGAAGAUAGCUUCUCAAUCAUGGGGCCUGUUUCAGAAAUAAAUUAUUUGGAGGUGGACAACAAAAUCCAAAAUUGACACAAAAUCUGAACUGACAGUAUCUUCCUGCUGACACGUUCUUCCACUUGAGAUUGCAGAUGGAUGUUGCUGAAGGCUGCAUCUCUGUACCCAGCAUGGAAGUAUUUUAAUGAAUGAAGAUACCAUAUGGUUCCAUUGAGUUCAAUCUGUUUUAUGUUAAUCACUUUCAGUGUACAUGAAGUACAUGCUGAUCUCAUUGACAACCAGUGUUUAGCCAGGAUGACAUCAAAUAAAGGGCAGAGCUUGAACAUCCUGUCUAUGCAGCAUUCAAUUGUUACAAAUGCUGUCUAGUGUCUGUGUCGUUUGGGCCACCCAGUCGUUCUAUUU